This is a messenger RNA of Ochotona curzoniae (black-lipped pika), 1847 nucleotides long. It is a transcript of the gene ZNF444, whose product is annotated as zinc finger protein 444. Gene Ontology annotation, biological process: regulation of transcription by RNA polymerase II. Gene Ontology annotation, molecular function: DNA-binding transcription factor activity, RNA polymerase II-specific; RNA polymerase II cis-regulatory region sequence-specific DNA binding. The coding region runs from base 121 to 1131 and encodes 336 amino acids. Lineage: Eukaryota; Metazoa; Chordata; Mammalia; Lagomorpha; Ochotonidae. The transcript has 4 exons. The record is from RefSeq and is a predicted model, not a curated record.
CAAAGCCUGCCGGGGCAUGGAGUCCCGGUGAGCUGUGUGCGCAUGUGCGGGGAGGUAAGGGGCUUUGGGGGGCCUCGCCUGGCAGAGUGAGGCUCCACCGUGUCUGCCCCACGAGGAGCCAUGGAGGUCCCCGAGCUGCCGCAGCCCGUGAAGCAGGAGAGCAGCUCCCCUGAGGGCCUGGCCGCGGGCCUGACCCUGGACUCGCCCUGGCACCGCUUCCGCCACUUCCACCUGGGCGACGCGGCGGGGCCCCGGGAGGCGCUGGGGCUGCUGCGGGCGCUGUGCCGCGACUGGCUGCGGCCCGAGGUGCACACCAAGGAGCAGAUGCUGGAGCUGCUGGUGCUGGAGCAGUUCCUGAGCGCGCUGCCCGCCGACACGCAGGCCUGGGUGUGCAGCCGGCGGCCGCGCAGCGGGGAGGAGGCCGUGGCCCUGCUGGAGGAGCUGUGGGGACCCGCCGCCUCGCCAGACCGGCCGUCUGGGGUGAGGACGCCGCAGGAAGUGACUGAAGGCUCCGGGCUCAGCGUUGGAAAGGUCGGCAGUGGCAUGGUCCCCUUAGCAGGAGACGCGGAGCCGGCCGUGCAGGGGCCGGCCACAGCCGGGGACGCCCAGGCCGCGCGGCCCUACAAGCAGGAACCUAGCAGCCCCCCGCUGGCCCCCAGCCUGCCGGCCUUCCUCGUGGCCCCGGGCACCGCCGCCUGCCCCGAGUGCGGCAAGACGUCCCUGAAGCCGGCCCACCUGCUGCGCCACCGGCAGAGCCACUCGGCCGAGAAGCCGCACGCCUGCCCCGAGUGCGGCAAGGCCUUCCGGCGCAAGGAGCACCUGCGGCGCCACCGGGGCACGCACCCCGGCGCCCUGGGGCCGGCCCUGCGCCCGCUGCCGGCCCGCGAAAAGCCGCACGCGUGCUGCGAGUGCGGCAAGACCUUCUACUGGCGCGAGCACCUGGUGCGCCACCGCAAGACGCACUCGGGCGCGCGGCCCUACGCCUGCUGGGAGUGCGGCAAGGGCUUCGGGCGCCGCGAGCACGUGCUCCGGCACCAGCGCAUCCACGGGCGCGCGGCAGCCAGCGCGCAGACGGGGGCGGCGCCGGCCCCGGACAGCGGGGGCCCCUUCCCGCCGUGGCCCCUGGGCUAGGGGUCGCUGCUGCCGCGCCCGCCCUCGGUGCUGCCACCGCGCGCCUCCCCGGCACCCUCUCCGUCCUAUCCUUUCUCAGCCCCAGUAGGACGCUCUGCUUCCCUUCGUCGCGCCCUGGCGCUCACCGUCCAGUUCUGUGUCCCCUCUGCCCUGCCCUGGCCCUCCUCCCGGUUGCCCAGCCCCUCUGCCCCAGCAGUUCAGACUGAGCCAGAGCCCCAGGUGCCGCGUGGGGCCCGUGGAGAGAAGGUGCUGGGGCAGGAGGCUCUGAAGGAGGCGCUGCCCGCCCCUGGUCUGCAGCACGUGGGUUCUGCGUGUCGGGGAGGAACCCACACGGUGCUGGCCCGGGGAGCCUAAGGCGCAGGUGGACAGGAUGCCCGCCCCUGGGGAGACUUGCAGAGCACAGCUCUCUGACUCGGAGAGGAAUAAAGUUGCUGGCCCGGUGUGUGGAUGCCUGGUGCCUCGCUCCGUCCACCUUGGUGUCCCCUCGGCCUGCGGGCCAGCGAUCUGGGGCGCCCUGCUCAGUUGGCCUCUGCAGUCAUGGCGGGGAAGGUGGGUAGGCGGGCUCACAGGAGGGCCCCAGUUAAGCCUGCUGGGCACGUGUGUCUUCCUGGGCUCCUUGUCCACUGUGUGUGUCCCCUUGGGUGUGACUAGGUGAGCUGCUACCAGCAGGAGCUGUUCAAGCGAAGCUGCUGUGUGCUCAUGGCAGGGUGCUGGGU